UAAUAAAUACGGUGCAGUGAAUGACUCACGACCAAUAACCAAUGAAGUGCAUGUAUGUUGUGACUCAUGAUAAUGCUGAAUAGCGGUGUUUGCUCCCGUCAACUGCAGGAAAACCGAUUAAAGUCAUUCCCUGAUCUGGAUGCCCUGGAGGCUAAAACUGCCCAGUCGUGUCUCAGGUUACACGGCUGACCCAGACUUGUGAGAGUGCACCACGUAGCAGCGGCGUGUUCCCAUGUCCCAUGCCCAGGAUGCACCUGACUGGGCAGCUGAAUUGGAUCAUGCAUGCAUACAGCGGUACGCCAUUCAAUUAAAAUUAGCUCACUGGUUGCGUAAUAUCUGUUGACCAAAGUCUUGGGACAACACCGACAAUCCCCUGUAAACCCAAAUCAAAGCCCACACGGCAAACAUAACAGCAGCACACGGCAGCCAAGACUUGUAACUUGCAGUUGAGCAAGUUACAAGUCUGCACCGCGCUGUUGUGGCACAUUUGUGGCGAAACCAUCCCCGUAGCUGACGACCUUGGCUUUCGUGCAGUGCUGCUGCGUGCUUGAAAUUUCAACAGACGAGAUGAGGACCAGAACUUGCUCACGCUCAAGGACGCUCAGCAUUUCGUCUGAGUCAUCCUACAUUGAUGUACCGUCUCAAGUUGGGCACAGGAUCCGUAACGAUUCCAUCCAGAGCCGUUGCUCUAUCCCUGACCUCGCUAUUCUCCAUGCAGGCGAGAUCCUUCAGCUUCCGGCUGUAGAUUCGGUUGACUCUGACCAGCCCCCAAGACGGCCGCUGUGGCAGCUGGUACUACUCAACAUGGUGGUCCUGGGGAUCGAGUUUUGCUAUGCCGUUGAGACAGCACUUGUCACCCCGCUCUUGCUUCAGAUGGGCCUGCCCCAGUCUCUGUACAGUCUGACCUGGAUUGUCAGCCCCACCCUGGGGUUUUUCCUCAACCCAGUGGUGGGGUCGCUCAGUGACCGCUGUUCUUGUGCCUGGGGGAGGCGCCGGCCGUUCAUUCUCAUCCUCUGUAUUGGUAUGGCCGUGGGAUUCACCGUGUUUCUGAAUGGUGAAGAUAUUGGGCUACUUACCGGGGAUACUACAACCAACCAUGCUAUCGGAUUGAUUUUGACUGUCACUGGUGUUGUCAUUCUUGAUUUCUGCGCCGAUUCCUGUGACAGCCCAUCAAAGGCAUACAUCAUAGAUGUCUGCAAUCUCCAAGAUGUAGACAGGGGGUUGAACAUCAGAGCUGUCCUGGGGGGUCUCGGUUCUGGUAUUGGCUACAUUUUCAACAGCAUUGAUUGGGAAUCCAACGCACUAGGGCAGAUCCUUGGAAAUCAAUCUCGAGUCGUCUUUGUCUUCACAUUUGUCAUCUGCACCGUGUGCUUCACACUGACGCUCUUCAGUGUGAGGGAGAAACCACUGGUUCCCCGUGAGGUCAGUAGCACAUCCAAGCUGUCGCAGUCCGGGAGCAGCUACCAGGGAUUAGAAAGUGGGGUACCAAAGCCAAGCCCCCGGAAGGAGCUGAGCUACGACUCACUGAUUCAAACAGACAACUCAAAUCCAGCCAUAAUGAGCCCCUUGCCAGAUGGUGUGCUGGUGUCUAAGGAUGCAGUGAGCUGCUCUGGAUCUAGCAGCCUUACAUCCAGCAAUCCCUCGCAGUCCUCCUCCAGCACUCAAACCCAGGUCCUGGGGAACAAGGAUGAGCAACCCAAGGAGGAGAAAGUCUCCGUGGCGAAGCUCUUGGUCUCCGUGGUGAAGAUGCCCCGGGAGCUGAGAUGGCUCUGUCUGAAUCACUUCCUUGGCUGGUCAGGUUUGCUGGCCAUCUUCCUCUUCUACACAGACUACAUUGGAGAAGUAGUUUAUAAAGGUGACCCCACUGCUCCCGUGGGAUCAGAGAGUCGCAACCUGUUUGAAGCUGGCAUCAAGAUGGGGUCUUGGGGAAUGGUAAUCUUUGCAGCAUCCGUCAUCGUCUCUGCAGUUAUCCUUGACAAGCUGUCUGCCCACAUCUCAACUCGUACUGCCUAUGUCUGGGGCCAGACAGCAUUUGGAGUGGGUACCGGCUGCAUGGCUAUCUCCAGCGACAGCAUCUACGUGACCCUUGCCCUCAACGCAACCUCAGGGAUUAUGUUUGCCACCGUUACGACACUGCCGUUCGGUAUCGUGGCCGACUACCAUGCGAACUACCAGACCAUGCGGGACAGCCAGCGAUCCCAGCGCGGUCUGGGCACCGACGUAGCCUGUCUCAGCAGUGUCAACUUCCUGGCUCAGAUUGUCGUGUCGGCCAUCCUGGGAUUCAUCAUCUCGGCCGUGGGCUCUAAGCUGGCAAUUGUUGCCUUUGCCAGCAGUCUUGCCUUCCUCGCAGCACUAAACUCAGCCAUAUUCGUCGUGUAUGACUUGAAGAAACGGGAACAAGGCUCAACCAAUGAACACCAACCAUUGAUAACCUAAACCAGCAUAAAGCAUUUGCAAUUGCCUGAACUACUAAUAACAGUCAUUAACGAAAGUUUAAGACCACCUGGAAUUUUGUUGCCAUUUCUGUUUUGGGGCUUGCAGUACAUGGUCUCACUAAAAUGUGGCAGUCGAGAAUUCAGUGUUGGUUAGCUAAAGGCCAUUUCCCAAUCAGCUGGCUGCGGCUUAGAGUAAUACAGAUGUCUAUGGGGCGUGGCUGCAGCCACUAGGCAGUGGCUUCCAUAGGUGCAUCCAUCCAUUAUUUCUAGCCACAGCCACAACUUUUGGAUACCGCCAUGAGUCAAUCACAAAUCAUCCAGUCUCAAAUCACAAGCUAUUAUGCCAUUGCUUAUCCAGUUUAGGGGAACCAGAUUUGUGAUCGACUUGAUAACUCUCAGUUUAUGGUAAAUGGGUUAGAGUAAAAGGCACAUUUUUCAAGAUCUGAAAUUCUGCAUGUUAUUUUACUGAAUUUGCUGCUGCAAGACAGAGUGGAUUUGGUGAUGGACAAACAAACCAUGAGGAGUUAGAAAAUAAAUCAUUUAAAACUGUGUGCGGCAAAAUGACUCUACUUAUCAAAAUCAAAUCCACACCGAUUUAAGUAUUUAAUUUCAACAGCACAAUUAAGUAAAUGGCAGGUUUAAAACAAUGUCCCUUCCACUCUGCAGGUGUACACUUUCAGUCUCACCGUCGGUAACAACUUCGUAUUCAGAUUAAAUGUAAAGAUCAUGGAAAA
Messenger RNA from Acanthaster planci (crown-of-thorns starfish), 3169 nucleotides. Its product is annotated as proton-associated sugar transporter A-like. The record is from RefSeq and is a predicted model, not a curated record. Gene Ontology annotation, molecular function: sucrose:proton symporter activity. Gene Ontology annotation, biological process: transmembrane transport. Gene Ontology annotation, cellular component: membrane. NCBI's taxonomy places the organism in Eukaryota, Metazoa, Echinodermata, Asteroidea, Valvatida, Acanthasteridae.